Molecule: messenger RNA, 1625 nt
Organism: Girardinichthys multiradiatus
Lineage: Eukaryota; Metazoa; Chordata; Actinopteri; Cyprinodontiformes; Goodeidae
Gene: sting1
Product: stimulator of interferon response cGAMP interactor 1
Exons: 7
Coding region: 59-1246 (395 amino acids)
Biological process (GO): positive regulation of macroautophagy; activation of innate immune response; reticulophagy
Cellular component (GO): autophagosome; endoplasmic reticulum membrane
Molecular function (GO): cyclic-di-GMP binding; 2',3'-cyclic GMP-AMP binding
Source: RefSeq, a predicted model, not a curated record
GGAGCUCAAAGCACACAUCUCUUCAGUUCUUUCAGACUGAGGAACCAGACGGACGAAGAUGUAUUGUCUUCGAGAUGAGGAUGCUCUCAUUCCUCGACCCCGUGGGAGUUUACCAAAAAUGUGUGCUGCAUUGCUGGCUACCAUAGCAGUCGGGGGAAUCCUGCUUAUGUCUCCUGGUAGGCUAAUAAACCUCGUAGCUUUAGCAGCACUAAUUGUGACCCUUGGGCCUCUGCUGCAUGGAUUGUGUCUGCUGGCCGAGGAGGUGCUACACCAUUCAAACACAAGGUAUCAAGGCCGAUCAUUCCUCGGCCACAUUCUGCCAGCCUGUGGAUUGGGGGGUAAGACUCUGCUGGCAGCAGCAAUGGCCGGUCUCCUGCUGUACAUGACUAGACACUCUCUCUUGCACAACGGCCAAAGCUGGGAGCUCAUUGUUCUGGUUUCUGUGCUUUAUACGCUGUUCAAAAGCCUGGGAGUCCUGGGUCCAUCUGAGGUGGAGGUGUCAGACAUCUGUGAGGAGAGGAAAAUGAACGUGGCACACGGCCUGGCUUGGUCCUUCUACCUUGGUUACCUGCAGCUGGUGCUUCCAUGUUUGGAGAAGUCCUUCGAUACGUUUCAUGCUUCUCAUCAUGACAGCUUGAGGGUUCGUGGCUCCCAAAAGCUCUUCAUCCUCAUUCCUCUUAACACCAACAUAUCCCACAGGCUGGAAGAGGAAGACAAUUACAUCAAAUUCUAUGACAGCCUCCCAAACAGCGAGCUAGACAGGGCCGGAGUCCGGGGCCGGGUCUACAAGCAUAGUGUCUACAGAGUGCAGGACGAGCGUGGGAAGGCCCAUGACUGCGCCGUCGAGUAUGCAACCCCCCUGCUGACACUGUACCGCAUGUCCCAAGAGAGAAGCGCAGGUUUUGGGCAGCGUGAACGCAGACAGCAGGUUCUUCUGUUCUACAGAACCCUGCAGGGCAUCCUGGAGCAGUCGCUGGAGUGUCGCAACCGCUACACACUCAUCCUACUUAAAGACGAGCACGAGGAUGACCCUCAUUUCCUGUCCAAAACUAUCCUGAAACAUCUGGAGCAGCAGAAUAAAGAGGAGUUCUGUCUCAACUCAGCUCCGCAGCUGGAGACAAAAAAUGCUGUGGGGAUCGAAGACUGGCAAAACCCAAAUCCAAUGAGUCGAGACCCCACGUUGAUGAUCAGCCUGGAGAAACCUCAGUCUCUGAGGUGUCCCGUUGAGGACACUGACUACAACUAGAGAGCAACAUAAACUGCAGCCAUGGGACAGAGUAACACUGAUCCAUGCACCAUUUUUGGCAUAAUUCUCAUGUUCUGGAGUAAAUGUUUGCUGAUGGCACAAAGACCUAAAACAUCAGGACCUCUUAAACCAGCUGUUUAUUUUGGUCUAAUUGUUUGAGAACCUCAAAAAUAUUCUACACUUUUUUAAAACGUAACUUUUUAGAUGCAUGUGUAUAUUUUUUUGUUGAGUUUUUUUCCAUUGUGGAGUACUGUUGUUUUUUCUGUGCAUGUUACCAUUACAGCCUGAUUUGUCUUAACAUACACUGCUAAAUUAAAUAUGUAAAACUAUUUGCAUCUUCAUUUAAUAAAAGAAAGUCCACAGCAUCAUGGACCCUCGA